AUGGAUCGUGCUCGGCGGCUCGCAAACCGGGCAAUUCUCAGACGCCUGGUUUCUGAGUCUAAGCAGUACCGCCCAAAUGAAUCUCUGACGAGCUCUUCAUCAUCGCCGGUAAUGUAUUCGCCUUCGAGGUAUGUUUCUUCAUUGUCUGCCUAUGUGUUUCAUGGAAAAAGUAGUAGAUCAGAUUUGUUACUAGGGAGGAAUGUGUUAUACAAUGUUGGGUCUCAGUUUCGAUCAAUAUCGGUUGAAGCUUUGAAACCAAGUGAUACUUUUCCCCGCCGCCAUAACUCUGCAACCCCUGAAGAACAAACCAAAAUGGCUGAGGUUUGUGGAUUCAAUAGUCUUGAUUCGCUUAUAGAUGCGACGGUGCCUAAGUCGAUUCGUUUAGAUAAAAUGAAGUUUUCUAAGUUUGAUGAAGGUUUAACUGAGAGCCAAAUGAUUGAGCACAUGAAAAAUUUAGCUUCUAAGAAUAAGGUUUACAAGUCUUUCAUUGGGAUGGGUUACUAUAACACCUUUGUUCCACCUGUGAUUUUGAGGAACAUUAUGGAAAAUCCUGGUUGGUAUACCCAGUACACUCCGUACCAGGCUGAGAUUGCGCAGGGUCGUCUUGAGUCCCUGCUCAAUUAUCAGACCAUGAUUUCGGAUCUUACUGGUCUCCCCAUGUCAAAUGCUUCCUUACUUGAUGAAGGAACUGCUGCAGCCGAGGCAAUGGCUAUGUGUAAUAAUAUUCUAAAGGGAAAGAAGAAAACUUUCAUUAUUGCCAGUAACUGUCACCCGCAGACAAUUGAUGUGUGUAAGACUAGAGCCGAUGGUUUUGAUCUUAAAGUAGUUGUUGCUGAUCUCAAAGACCUUGAUUACACAUCAGGCGAUGUUUGUGGGGUACUGGUACAGUAUCCGGGAACAGAGGGUGAAGUUUUGGACUAUGGGGAGUUCGUAAAGAAUGCACAUGCAAAAGGGGUUAAGGUUGUCAUGGCAACUGAUUUGUUGGCGUUGACAAUGUUAAAGCCUCCUGGUGAAUUUGGUGUAGAUAUUGUUGUUGGCUCGGCUCAAAGGUUUGGGGUUCCUUUGGGGUAUGGUGGUCCUCAUGCAGCCUUCCUUGCCACUUCCCAAGAGUACAAAAGGAUGAUGCCAGGAAGAAUUAUCGGUGUGAGUGUUGAUUCUUCAGGAAAACCUGCUCUGCGCAUGGCAAUGCAGACGAGGGAACAACAUAUCCGGAGGGACAAGGCUACCAGCAACAUCUGCACUGCUCAGGCACUCCUUGCAAACAUGGCUGCAAUGUAUGCUGUUUACCAUGGUCCAGAGGGCCUUAAAACCAUUGCCCAAAGGGUACAUGGUCUUGCAGGGACAUUUGCUGCUGGGCUGAAGAAACUCGGGGCAGUAGAGGUUCAGGGCCUUCCCUUCUUUGACACUGUGAAGGUUAAAUGUGUUGACUCUAAGGCAAUUGCAGAUGAUGCUUGCAAGAACCAGAUGAAUUUGCGGAUAGUGGACCAGAAUACUGUCACUGUUGCUUUUGACGAAACAACCACCUUAGAGGAUGUGGACAAGCUAUUUAAAAAUUUUGCCUGUGGCAAGCCUGUGACAUUUACUGCUGCGUCUCUUGCACCAGAGGUUCGGAACAUGAUCCCUUCGGGCCUUGUAAGGCAGAGCCCGUAUCUGACUCACCCAAUCUUCAACUCAUACCAUACGGAGCAUGAGCUGCUUAGAUACCUUCAUAAACUACAAUCAAAAGAUCUUUCACUAUGUCAUAGCAUGAUUCCCCUGGGUUCGUGUACAAUGAAGUUGAAUGCAACAACAGAGAUGAUGCCUGUGACAUGGCCUGGCUUUAGUGAUAUGCACCCUUUUGCGCCUAGUGAGCAGGCUGAAGGGUAUCAGGAGAUGUUCAAAGAUUUAGGUGAACUAUUGUGUACUAUCACUGGAUUUGACUCAUUCUCUUUGCAACCCAAUGCUGGUGCUGCUGGGGAGUACGCUGGUCUCAUGGUCAUCCGCGCAUAUCAUAAGGCAAGAGGAGACCAUCACCGCAAUGUUUGCAUUAUACCUGUCUCUGCACAUGGGACAAAUCCUGCUAGUGCUGCUAUGUGCGGAAUGAAAAUUGUUGCUGUAGGAACUGAUGCCAAGGGAAACAUCAACAUUGAAGAGUUAAGGAAGGCAGCUGAAGCAAAUAGGGCAAAUCUAUCUGCCCUUAUGGUUACAUAUCCUUCAACACAUGGUGUUUACGAAGAAGGCAUUGAUGAGAUAUGCAAGAUAAUACAUGACAACGGAGGUCAAGUUUACAUGGAUGGUGCCAAUAUGAAUGCACAGGUUGGUUUGACUAGCCCGGGUUUUAUUGGUGCUGAUGUUUGUCAUCUCAAUCUCCACAAAACAUUCUGUAUUCCACAUGGUGGAGGCGGUCCCGGCAUGGGUCCUAUUGGUGUGAAGAAACAUUUGGCACCUUUUCUGCCAUCACAUCCUGUGGUAUCUACAGGAGGUAUACCAUCCCCCGACAAGAUGCAGCCACUUGGCACCAUAUCCGCUGCGCCUUGGGGCUCUGCACUUAUUUUGCCAAUAUCUUACACCUACAUUGCCAUGAUGGGGUCCAAGGGGCUCACAGAGGCAUCAAAGAUAGCUAUCUUGAAUGCAAACUACAUGGCAAAACGAUUGGAGAACCAUUACCCAGUUCUUUUCCGUGGUGUCAAUGGAACAGUCGCCCAUGAAUUCAUCGUUGAUUUGAGGGGCUUCAAGAAUACUGCCGGAAUAGAGGCUGAAGAUGUUGCUAAACGUCUUAUGGACUAUGGAUUUCAUGGACCAACAAUGUCAUGGCCCGUUCCAGGCACACUGAUGAUUGAACCUACUGAAAGUGAGAGCAAGGCAGAGAUGGACAGGUUUUGUGAUUCUCUAAUUUCCAUCAGAGAAGAAAUUGCACAUAUUGAGAAAGGAAAAGCUGAUAUUAACAACAAUGUCCUCAAGGGAGCUCCUCAUCCACCAUCACUGCUGAUGGCAGAUACAUGGUCAAAACCAUACUCUCGGGAAUAUGCUGCCUUCCCUGCUUCUUGGCUCCGCUCAGCCAAGUUCUGGCCUACCACAGGACGUGUCGACAAUGUGUAUGGCGAUCGCAACCUCAUCUGCACCCUUCUCCCCACAUCCCAGGUUGCUGAAGAACAAGCCGCUGCUACUGCUUAAGCUUCGCUGUCACAACAUGCAGAACAUGAGGUUCCUUUAUGGUCACGAGAAACUUUUUAUUUUUCAGCCUCUUGUAUAUAUAUGUAUAAAAAAAACAAAAAAAAAAACAUCCAUAUUGAUAUGCUUCUUUAUGAUAGCUGACUUUCAUCGUACGAAAUUUUGAUGAUCAGCUGUUUCAAUAACAAUUGUUGCUAAUUGCAUCUCAAAUGUUGUAAUUAUCAAUGA
Messenger RNA from Camellia sinensis, 3378 nucleotides. Its product is annotated as glycine dehydrogenase (decarboxylating), mitochondrial. Gene Ontology annotation, cellular component: apoplast; glycine cleavage complex; chloroplast envelope. NCBI's taxonomy places the organism in Eukaryota, Viridiplantae, Streptophyta, Magnoliopsida, Ericales, Theaceae. The record is from RefSeq and is a predicted model, not a curated record. Gene Ontology annotation, molecular function: pyridoxal phosphate binding; glycine binding; glycine dehydrogenase (decarboxylating) activity. Gene Ontology annotation, biological process: glycine decarboxylation via glycine cleavage system.